GUUAAUCUCUCACUUAAAUCUUUUAUAUUCAAACUGUUAUCAUGCGUUGUUCCAGGCUUCUUAUUUUUAAUUUAUAAUCUUUUGAUCUGUUUCGACUGAAACUGAGACUCUUUAUAGGAAUCAACACAUUAAUUCAUUUUUCUAUCCCAAACCUUUCAUCAUGCUUGGCCAGUUCUCUCCCGGUGGGCCCUAUAAAGCUCAGUCCAACACGCCAUCCUGGAGCCUAGCACCCCACCCUCAGCCCUUCCACUUUCGCUCACGCACUGAACCCGUAGACUGGAGGCGUCUCGCUGCCCUUGAUGUGGACCGGGUAGCGCGGGAAAUGAAUGUCAGUGUGCUGCAGGAUUUCAUUACAACUGUAACUUUCUGUGACGUGGUGGGUGAGCGUUGUCCGAACUGUCGUGGGCCUGCUGAUCCUUCUUUGAUCAAACUUCUCCGUAUGUCUCAGCUGAGCACUGAGUACCUGCUCCACUGUCAGGACUAUCUGAGUGCUCAGCUGUCAGAAUUGGAGGAGCGUCUGCAGGGGGCGCUCUCUCAGGCCCAGCUAGAGGGAGAACAACGAGUAGAGCUAGAGAAAAAACUGCAGGAAACCAAGGUGGAGAUGCGGCAAAAAAAGAAGUUGAUCGCCACUCAACAGCUCCUCCUGCAGGCCAGCGCUAAUAAUUAUAACAAGUGCCAGUUAUGUGAAAAAUCAUUUGUUAAUUACUCCUACUUGCAAGCACAUGUUCAGCGACGACAUCCUGAGGUCACAGAUGCAGAGAGGCAGAAGAAGAAGCAGGUCGAACAGAUGGAGGAUGGAAUAGAAGAGUUGAAGGAGAGGCUGAGAGUGACACACAUACAGCUACAGGCAGAGAGAGAAACGGACAGUUUAAGGCGACAGCAGGAGCAAGAGGAGCAGCGAAGAAGAGAACAGUCAGAGAAAGAAGCACUGGACAAAUGGAAAGAGGAGGAAAGAAGAAAAUUUCAGCAGGAAAUUGGGGAGCUGAGACAUCUUUUUCUCCAGGAGUCUAAAUAUAUGGCAAGCAAGAGCUCAUCCAUAGAGGCUAAAAUGCUGGAGCUGCAAAACAGAGAGGUAGAUGUGUUUAACAAUGUUUACAAGAACAAAAGUUUUCAAGAAGAGAGUGACCAUGAGAAAGAAAGAAGAGAAAACAGAGAGAGAGAGCUGAAAGAGAGACUGAUCCAGAAGAAAAAUGAAUGGAGGAAUACGUUUCUGGAAGCACAGAACAGACACCAGCAGGAGAAAGAGGAGCUGCAGAGUGAGAAUGCCAGGCUUCUGAAGGCCUUGUCUGUGGAGAAAAACUCGGGCUCCAGUCUACAGAGACUCCAACAGCAGGUUGUUUCUCUCUCCUCUCAGAUGAGACAGAAGGACAGACUCAUCAAAUCUCAGGAGGCGAAGAUAAAAAAACUGUCAGUCAUGCCAGUCACAGUUCCAGUGGUUUCUCAUAAUGCCCAAGAUUCUCCUGAGGAAAAAGAGGAAGAAGAUGGAGAGAGCCUGGAGGACUCAGGAGAAGCCCAGUGGAAGAUUCUAGAGUCAUUUCCUGGAAUCCCAGAGCUGAUGAGAGAGUUUAGAACCAUCGUAGAAGAACUGCUGGAUAAAAAACUGGAGAAUAUGGGACUGCGGAAGGGUACCAAGGGCAUCUCAAAGCAAACCUUUAAGAGUUUGAGUGCUCUGUUGAAUGGUCAGCGGCUGCAGAGGUCCAGACAGCACCAAGACCUUCAGAACCUUAGGGACAACCUGGCACGUGAGGUCACCAAGCGAGCGAAAGGCCUACAGAAGAGCCAGGGGAAAUCAUCACCCAGCUCUUUGAAUCAGAGAGGCAAGAAAAAUUCAACCCCAGUGAAGGACAAAAGGCUCAGAUCCAGCUCAAAGCCGUCCACUGAGAGAGCCAAUACCCAGCAGUCACAAGCACUUACUCCAACACCCACCCCACGCUCCAGAGCACCUCCUCAGGUUCAGUCUCCUGCAACACGGCAAAAAAAGAAUAGCACACCUCCUUUCAGUUCAGAGGAGGAAGAGUCAGUUGAAGACAGUGACUAUAUCACCAGCUCUCGGGGCAAACCCUCCCCCUCAGUGCGACUUGUCCAAUCAGGAUCACUGCUGAACCCAACUGCUGAGCUUGACUGGUCAGAAAGUGAGCUUUCAGAGGCAUCAGGCUCCCCCAAACGACACAAAGCUCCUAGUCCACAUGGUUCUGUUGUCCAAACUCUGACAAGAAGCUUGGAAAGACAGAUAAGCACACCAGUCAAUAAGCCUGUGGGUGGAACUAGAGUUUUUCCACCACCUUCCAGUCCCUCCCCUCGCCCCACCAUUGUAAAGCAGCGAGCGCUAUCUGAUGAGGAGAGUGAUUUGGAGCUGUCCUCCAUAGAGGAGCUCACAGCCCCCCCAGCAGGUGUGCAGAGGAGCUCAGAGCUUCAGUCCAUCCUGAUGCUCCAGAAUGCCAGUGCUGCUGCUUUCAGCUGACAGACACAUGAUUUGAAAUCCUCUAAUAUGAAUGCCUUGGGGCCCGGCUUCAAUACACAGUAUCCACUAAUACACAACACCAAGGAGACGAUUCAGCUCUCACAGAAAGAACAUGAAACAGUGCAUUUGUUGUUCUAAAUCUGAGGCAACACAGAUGCUGUAAACUGGAAAAAGUCCCGUCGGUGCUGGAUAUGGAACAGGCUUAAGUUCUCAGAAAAGGCUUCAAGAUGGAGGAAGAUAAUUAAGUCCAGCUAUCAGUAAUAGUAAAAAGGUCUUUGUGUUGACCCCUCGGGUCUUGUAGAUGGUGAGUUUUGAGGGUAAAUUGAUUUAAGCUGUGUGGCUUUUCAUCAGUACCAGGAGAAAUACUGUAUUUACUGCACUUAAUUACCUAUUUACACAUCUAUAUUACCUAUUUACAUGUCUGUCUGUCUGUCUGUCUGUCUAUCAUCAUUUUAUUGCACUCUGAACAAUGUUUACUCUGAUAAUCUGCACUAUUGUGCCAUUUUGUUCCCCUUUAGAUGAUUAAUUGCACUUUUUCACAUUUUAUUAUACUAUGAAUAUUAUUGUUCAUGCUAACUGUAAUUCAUUCGCUCUGUAGCGUACUUGU
This is a messenger RNA of Myxocyprinus asiaticus (Chinese sucker), 3068 nucleotides long. RefSeq names its product cilium assembly protein DZIP1L-like. NCBI's taxonomy places the organism in Eukaryota, Metazoa, Chordata, Actinopteri, Cypriniformes, Catostomidae. The transcript has 17 exons. The record is from RefSeq and is a predicted model, not a curated record. Bases 161 to 2461 code for a protein of 766 amino acids. Gene Ontology annotation, cellular component: ciliary basal body; cytoplasm. Gene Ontology annotation, biological process: cilium assembly.